CCUGGUCCAUCCUCAUCGACGAUAGCGGGAGUCCUGCCGCCGGGAUUGAUCUUCUUACACGAACUCAGAGAACUGCUGGCCACGAAAUUCCUCCCGUGGUUCACUGUGUACUACCCCAGCCUCUCUAAAAGUACUACAUAGUCAUCGCCACCUUGUGAGCAUUUGGAGCGGUAGGUGACGUCAACGCCUUGGUGUGUGUGGUGUGUGCCAUUCUUCCUCGUCACAGCGGCGAUGGUGGACACGUGUCGGACGUCACACACCCUCCCCUCAUACAGUACGCAGGGAGGACGACGAUGAUGGAGGGACGUCGUGGGUGGAGUAUAGAGGCGAAGGAGCGAGGAGGGAGGAGGCAGGAGGACGAUGGAGGGAGGGUGGAGGAUGGAGGGAGGAGGGAGCAUGGAGGGAGGAGGGAGGAAGGAGGGGGGAGGAAGGCGAGGAUAGAGGAGGGAGGAAGGAGGGAGGAGAAUGACGACGAUGGAUGGAGGAGGAGGGAGGAGAAUGACGACGAUGGAUGGAGGAUUAGGGAGGACGAAGGGAGGAGGAGGAGGGAGGGUGGACUUUUCUGCAUCUCCGCUAUGGAACCGAUUGAAUCUGGACGUGAUUGUGGAGAGGUGCAGAAAACCACAUCCACUCGAUCGAUCCUCUUUCCUAUUCUCACUACGCCCCUGGAAACGAUGUCCAUCCUGCCAGAAUAGGAAAACACAGGCCAAAGAAAAAAAGAGAAAAACAGGAAGGCAAGGAAAAUAAAAAGGCUGAUGUCAUCCUGCUAUGGAGGAAGACGGAACCGCUGACCUGUACCAGAUGACGGGCUCACGGACUCUAUCAAUCGAUGAAUCAUCGGUCAAUCAAUGAGGGCAGAGGAGGAGGGAGGAUGCCUAUGACGCUUACGCUGAGAGUGAGGAGAAGCCUUAGGGAGGAUGGAGGGGGUAGGAGGAGGAAAGUGGGGCAAGCGGAUUGUGAAUUAUAAGCAACUGGGAGAGCACGAAGAAGAAAUGAUAUGACCAGCAAGUACGCGGGGGAGCAGGAGUAGGGGAAAGAUGAAAGUCAGGGCAGGUGGAAAGAUGAAAGUCAGGGCCGGUCGAUCAGAAAAGGGGCAACUUGGCGGAGGGGAGAAAGAGUAGGGGAAAGGUGAAAGUCAGGGAAGGUGGAAAGAUGAAAGUCAGGGCCGGUCGAUCAGAAAAAAGGGCAACGUGGCGGAGGGGAGAAAGAGCUGCAAUCGCUCAGUGGAACGUACUGGAGGAGGAAGCAGGGGGAGAGAAGAGAUGGUCGGAAAGGAGGGCGAGCGGGUGUGAAAGCAAACAAGAAAAGGUUGCUGGACAGUCGCGUCUCCUUCUCUGACAUGACUGUAAGACAGAUCGACGGACAGCAAGACAGAAUCUUAAAGAGGAGAGGAGGAGAGAGAGAGAGAGAGAGAGAGAGAGAGAGAGAGAGAGAGAGAGAGAGAGAGAGAGAGAGAGAGAGAGNNNGAGAGAGAGAGAGAGAGAGAGAGAGAGAGAGAGAGAGAGAGAGAGAGAGAGAGAGAGAGAGAGAGAGAGAGAGAGGGGGUAGGUCGAAAUGUUGAGGGUACUGAUGACGUGGCGCCUUUGGCCCAGUCACAAGUUUUCUGGUUCGUUGUUCUUUUUGCCCCGGUCAUGGUCGUUCUUGCGUUCUGGAGAAUAUAUAUAUAUAUAGCGACUGUCUAUGCACUUGAUGACCCGAAUGAAAGGUAUCGAUUCAUUAGAGUUCUUCCUUACUGUCUCCCCAGUGAAGAUCACAUGAUCAAUGGGGGAGACUGGAAUCUAGUGUGCAGUCCUGACUAGAUUCGGAAACAGUAGACUCGCUAAAAAAUGAUAGAGAGGCGAUUCUCACAUGGAAGGAGAGAUGGAGACUAACAGACAUGUUCAGAGAAACCCAUCCAACAGAACCGGGGCAGGGCAGCCGCCGCUCAACCUACAUCCACGUGGGCGGCCUUGUACGCAAGAGGAGGUUCUGAACAGGGGCAGUUGUAAGAAAGAAGAUUAAAAAUGAAUAAAGUUUUUCUUGUUUUCUUCUGUUUUUUCCCCCUUUGCGCUCUGAUAUUCAUGUUACGAUAUAUGAAUAUAGAAAGAGAGAGAGAGAGAGAGAGAGAGAGAGGCCGAAAUUUGGGGGGCACUGCUGACGUGGUGCCUUUGACACCGUCAAAGUUUUGUUCCCAGUCCCAGUUCCCAGUUGCAUUGUCGGUUUCAGUCACUUGUGUGCAAUAUUCACGAAUGCAUUUAGGUGGUUUGCUUUUACGUAGGCCGUGCUAGGUUAGCUUUAAGUAGGCCGUCGUAGGAAGGUUAUGGGAUGCCACAGUUCUUCUAUGUAUUGGAAAGAGUCCGUAAGAGGCCAUAGACCACCUUCUUCCCCCGAAUACAACGUACGGUCAUUAUAGCUGUGUAUGUAGACUGAAAGAUGCCUCAAAUACAGAUAUAAGCUGUGUAUGUAGACUGAAAGAUGCCUCAAAUACAGAUAUGAUGACCGUACGUUGUAUUCGGGGGAAGAAGGCAGUCGUCAAGGCAGCAGCACAGUCACAUGAAAGCCCGAAACUUUGGAGGGUACAAAUAUAGGGCAGGGUAGCGGACCCAUAACCGGUAGCAACAGUCCCAGGAAAGCCAGAAACUUUGAAGCCUUACUGUGGAGUAGAAAAGGCCAGCUGGAAGCGCAGCUGCGUUGACUGCUUCCACAUACUCACUUGCGCGUGCAUGUGGAAGCGCAGCUGCGCUGCGAAGUGUACGGCAGUGUACGGCAGUGUACGGCUUGGAGAUAUCGCUGCUUGUGCUGUUGCAUGGACUGUGGCUGGUAGUAGUAGUCUGUGGCACCGGGUAUCGUCAGAGAGUAGCCAAAGAUAGGUCUAUCGUCUUCGCCCGAACAUAAUGCACGCUGAAAAGGAAUGUAUACAAGGUAUGUUUUCGGCCAGAUAGAGUCAGAAUGAAGGUGCGUUGUGUUC
Molecule: messenger RNA, 2947 nt
Organism: Chara braunii
Lineage: Eukaryota; Viridiplantae; Streptophyta; Charophyceae; Charales; Characeae
Source: the annotation of a GenBank genome assembly